ACAUAUUUUCUUUCUCCGCGCGCACCUAUAACAAAGAUAUACCACCACUAUCAAACUUUCUUAUUUAAAUUGCCUUCCUCUUAAUUCUUUGUGAUUGCAAUACUAUAUUUUUUCUUUUCCAGUUGAAAGAAGUGGGAAAUGGGCGGAGUUAAGGUGACGAUGGAGGUGGGAAGCGAUGGCGUGGCCGUCAUCACCAUCUUUAAUCCUCCGGUGAACGCUCUUGCUAUUCCCAUUAUCGCUGGAUUGAAAGAGAAGUGGACUGAAGCGACGAUGAGAAACGAUGUUAAAGCUAUUGUUUUGACUGGAAAUGGAGGGAGAUUUUCUGGCGGUUUUGAUAUCAAUGUUUUUCAGAAGGUUCAUGGGACUGGAGAUAUUUCUCAAAUGCCUGAUGUUUCUGUUGAUCUUGUGGUGAACAUAAUGGAAGAUGGUAAGAAGCCUGCAGUUGCUGCCAUAGAAGGACUUGCACUAGGAGGCGGCCUGGAAUUGGCAUUGGGAUGCCAUGCACGAAUUGCUGCACCACGAGCACAACUGGGGUUGCCAGAGCUCAGUCUCGGAGUCAUGCCUGGCUUUGGAGGUACACAACGUCUUCCGAGGCUUAUAGGGUUGUCUAAAGCUGUCGAAAUGAUGAUGACAUCUAAACCAAUAAUGUCGGAAGAAGGGAAGAAGCUUGGUCUUAUUGAUGCUAUUGCCCCUUCAUCAGAGUUGUUAAAAGUAUCUAGACAGUGGGCACUCGAUAUUGCUGAAAGGCGAAAGCCUUGGAUGCGUUCCCUUCACAAGACAGACAAAAUUGGUUCCCUUUCUGAAGCGCGUGAAGCGUUGAAGGUGGCUAGGCAACAAGUGAAACAGACAGUUAAGAAUAUGCCUCAGCAUUUGGCAUGCAUUGACGUAGUUGAAGAUGGAAUCAUCCAUGGAGGAUAUCAUGGUGUUCUCAAGGAAGCUAAAGUAUUUAAGGACCUUGUGUUGUCAGAUACAUCCAAGGGUCUUGUUCAUGUAUUUUUUGCCCAACGGGCAACAUCAAAGGUACCCACCGUCACUGAUAUUGGUCUCAAACCUAGGACGGUCAAGAAAGUUGCUGUAAUUGGUGGAGGUUUAAUGGGUUCAGGAAUAGCUACAGCUCUUGCUCUUAGCAACACAUUUGUUGUACUCAAGGAAAUUAAUUCUGAGUAUCUUCAGAAGGGGAUGAAAGCUAUUGAAGAAAAUGUCCGUGGACUGGUAGCUAGAAAGAAAUUGCCACAGGGCAAAGCAGAUAAAGCCCUUUCAAUGGUUAAAGGUGCAUUGGGUUACUCAGAUUUUAAGGAUGUGGAUGUGGUCAUAGAGGCUGUAAUUGAAAACAUUCCGCUAAAACAGAAAAUAUUCAGUGAAAUUGAGAAGGUGUGCCCUCCACAUUGUAUUUUGGCAAGUAACACAUCCACUAUCGACCUCAAUGUUAUUGGAGAAAAUACCAGAUCCAAGGAUAGGAUUAUAGGGGCCCACUUUUUCAGUCCUGCUCACAUUAUGCCUCUGCUGGAGAUAGUACGAACAGAGAAGACAUCUGUGCAAGCAAUUCUUGACCUUAUGGCUGUUGGCAAGGCAAUUAAGAAAGUGCCUGUUGUGGUGGGAAAUUGUACUGGCUUUGCUGUCAAUAGGACCUUCUUUCCCUACGCCCAGGGCGCACAUAUUCUGGCCAAUCUAGGAGUGGAUGUCUACAGGAUUGAUGCGCAAAUCACCAACUUUGGUCUCCCUAUGGGUCCAUUCCAGCUUCAGGAUUUAACAGGAUAUGGAGUGGCUGUUGCUGUAGGGAAAGAAUUUGGGUCAGCUUUUUCUGAUCGAACAUUUAAGUCUCCGCUGAUCGACCUUCUUAUAAAAAGUGGUCGAAAUGGUAAAAAUAAUGGAAAAGGAUACUACAUUUACGAAAAGGGAAGGAAGCCAAGACCUGAUUUUACGGUGCUUCCGAUUAUUGAGGAAUCAAGAAGGCUCACCAACAUAAUGCCUGGAGGAAAGCCAAUAUCUGUCACUGACCAAGAAAUUGUUGAGAUGAUACUCUUUCCAGUUGUAAAUGAGGCAUGUCGUGUUUUGGAUGAGGGGAUAGUAGUCCGAGCAUCUGACCUUGAUGUCGCAUCCGUCCUUGGAAUGAGUUUCCCAUCUUACCGAGGUGGUAUUGUUUUCUGGGCUGACACUGUUGGAGCGGGCCAUAUAUAUAGAAGUCUCAAGAAGUGGUCAGAACUAUAUGGUAAUUUCUUCAAGCCCUCAAGGUUCUUGGAAGAGAGAGCGACAAAGGGCAUCCCCUUGAGUGCACCUGCUUCUACAUCUUCAGCUUCAAGGUCACGCAUUUAAGCACAGUAUAGAAUGUUCCUACAUCUGGGAAACAAGCAUGUAUUUGAAAUAUAGAAAGGUAACGACUUUCUUGUAGAGGGGCACGUAUGUCAUGCCUGUAAGUGCAUGUAUGAUGCAUUGUAAUAUUUCCGUGACUCCUAAUAAAGUUUAUUUCUAGUUAGAUGGGUGAAAUUCACCAGCUUUGUUUAUUCCCCCCCGGGCCAAGGAGGGGGGUAUGUUUUGAUUUGAUAAACAUGAUGCAAACAAAACAGUUUCUCGAGGUGUGUAUUAGUUUCUUAUUCGUUGCUUCCUUUGCUGGAA
Molecule: messenger RNA, 2613 nt
Organism: Nicotiana attenuata
Lineage: Eukaryota; Viridiplantae; Streptophyta; Magnoliopsida; Solanales; Solanaceae
Product: peroxisomal fatty acid beta-oxidation multifunctional protein AIM1-like
Exons: 18
Coding region: 139-2313 (724 amino acids)
Biological process (GO): fatty acid beta-oxidation
Cellular component (GO): peroxisome
Molecular function (GO): NAD+ binding; (3S)-3-hydroxyacyl-CoA dehydrogenase (NAD+) activity
Source: RefSeq, a predicted model, not a curated record